This is a messenger RNA of Trichobilharzia regenti, 1498 nucleotides long. NCBI's taxonomy places the organism in Eukaryota, Metazoa, Platyhelminthes, Trematoda, Strigeidida, Schistosomatidae. The record is from the annotation of a GenBank genome assembly.
GAACUAAUAAACUGGGCCGGGAUCUUUUAAAUUUAGGUAAGAAUAAUUGACCUAAGUAAUAAACUAAAAUAAUUAAUAAUCAGUGCUUCAUUAGCAUACUUUAAGUGUUUCUAAAAUUUGAAAAUCUGUUCAAUGGCUGAUUUGGUCACCAUGAUGGUUGGAUAAGCCGAAAAUGAUAAGGUGUAAAAAGUUAUACAAUUCAUUUGGUUUUAGUUGGCUGUAAAUUUUCUGCACGGUGCACAAUUCGUUAACAGAGGAUCCUUAAUUUUCCUAAUCAUAUGUUCAAUCAUUAUCGUAUAAUGUAGUUGUGUACUGUUCCCCUUUCCUCCCAUGAGAUAUCAAUAAACUUUUUUUUCCUUCACGUUCCCAGUGGAACAUAGGGCUUCAAGCUAGUGACUUGAAGUUUCUGUAGCAGUGUUUAAUUUUACAGGAUGGGGCUGCCAGCCUCAUGCCCAACCUUUCCUCUUCACCAGCUUUACUUCUGGCUGAGUGAGGUAAAGGAGUGCGCCGGCCGAGAAUCGAACCCCAGACCAUAAGCAUCGUUGGCGAGCAUCCUAACCGCUGCGCCACCGACGCAAUAAACAGUUAGCAUUUAUUGGCAUUUUUCUCUCUGAAAACUAAUUUCACACCAUUAUUUCUAGCAAGCUUACUGGGGCAUAUAUUUACUCUUCUAUUUUAGAUUCUGUGAAGGUGGAAAAUGUGACGGUUGAAAUGUUAAAUGGAGGUGCAGCUCAUGUGGUCAGCUGGAGCCCAAUAGAAGAAAAAUACUCCCAAUGCAUAUCGUACUAUCUGAUAUGCCGAGUUCAUAGACGUACACGGCCAAAGAUUUCAGUAUUGUCUCUUGUAAAAAUACGCGUGAAUGGACAUUUAAAUAACAUAUUUACAGAUUUCGAUGAAGAUCAAAGUUAUAUUUAUAAAGUGAAAGUGUUUUUCAAGAAUUCUGUAAGAACGAAAUUUUCUCAGCGUGUUGAAAUUCAUACCGCAAGGGCACCUAUUUACAAUUGUAACUGCAGUUUGAAUAAUGAACACAAUUAUACUGGUAUUAGGGUGCCAGCUCUUGUUGUCGAUGUAAGAAACAGUGUCAUGUAAUCGGAAAAAAACCCGAUCAGGUGAAAGAAAAAAGAAAGUACAAAUAUGUGAUUGACGACUUUUGUUUAAACUAUAAAAUGAAAUAUUUCUCUUUUUUGCAAAUUUUAAUCCUUGAAAAUGUAAUUACUUGAAAAUAAAAUUUCACAUUGGCUGAUUUAAGUCAAUUGUAGAAUAAUCUAUCAAGAGAAAAGAUAAAGCCAUGAUUAAAACCACGAUUGAUAAUGAUGAGGUCACCUCGGCUACCAGUAAAUAUACAGUCACGGCCUCAGUACAUGUUGGUUUUUAAUGCCUUUUAUGCAGUGUUUCUGAAUGAUGCCCAGAGUAAAUGGUACGAAAAAUUCACAAAAUAUUAAGUUGCUUAUAAUUCGAAAAUGUAGACAUGAAUUUUCAAGAAGACAAAAUACCAACU